AUGAAGAAAAUCAACGAAGGCGAAAACGGACAUAAUAUCGAAGCAGAGUUGUCGUGGUGGAGUCCGAAGUUUUCGGAGAUCGAAAUCGAUCAUGUACGUGAUACCCUGCGUGCAGCCAUAGAGCCUUUUGUUGCCGCAGGAAAUGAUAUAGAAGAAGUCGUAAGUCAGUUCGCUAAGUCUCACGCUUUCAUGCCAAGUUCGACGCGGUAUGGAAAUUCCUAUUUCAAGUAUGGCUUUGACACGUUAUGUCAACAUUAUGUUGAAAAUUACCGUGAGAUUAGUGCGCAAAGUUCAAUUCAGUUCAAGAUAUUAGGAACAUACGUUUACAAGCAAGAGAUCAUGCAUGCUGUUCUUGUUUGUAGCGACGAAGAUGAACAGUUUUCGAAUUACCCCAACGUCGCUGUAAUGGCAACAGAUGAUGAUGAGAAUGAUGAUGGCAACAACGAGGAGGUAGUAACGCGUGAAGACGAUGGCAACUGGGUUUGGAAACCCCAAGCAACCGCUACAGAAAUUGUACGUCUUCCGAAUUUUUUGCAAAAAUUUCCCAUAUACCGUAGAUGGGAACAUGUAGCUUUUGCAUUUUAUACACCAGAUGGGGUCUUCGAACUCCCUGACUUAGAAAAACAUCGCUUUGAAUUAACGUGA
Molecule: messenger RNA, 645 nt
Organism: Pocillopora verrucosa
Lineage: Eukaryota; Metazoa; Cnidaria; Anthozoa; Scleractinia; Pocilloporidae
Source: RefSeq, a predicted model, not a curated record